AUGGAGGCGAGGCGGACAAAAUGGUCCCGCAGAUCUCAUCGGAAAUCCCGUAACGGAUGUGGAAAUUGUAAACGGCGCAAAAUCAAAAUUGCCCCAUCCGAAACAGCGUCCACAGGCUCAACAGGAACUCCUGUUUCGUGUUCAACACUAGUAGCACGCGCGGCACCCUCACCUUAUAGUAGCAUUACCUUUAUAUCAUCCUCCAAGACGGACUUUAAAUUGCCGAAAAGAAGAUAUCAGCGGCGACCAGCUACCGCUAGGGAGACAGCCAACGCUGACUUGGCGUUGGCUGAGGUUCUUCCUACCCCUACUAAUUCUCAAUUGCAGCUCAAUACGACUGAUCUAGAGCUACUCCAUCAUUAUUUGUCGGUUACCGUGAUAGCCCUAGCCGAUGAUGACGAGGGACUGCAUUUACUCCAGGUAGCUCUUCCGCAAGUAGGGUUUCGCUUUCAGUAUAUCUUACAUCUGCUUCUGGCUUUUGCGAGCUACCACAUGGCUCGGUCGUCGAGUAUGAGUGCAUCACAUGGGCGGUACUUAGAAGGCGACUGUCAUUACAACACUGCACUCUCCCAAGUGAGCUCCUUGAUAGCUGAACUGAAUGAAAGUACAUGUCAGGCGGUGUAUGGCAGCUCGGUAUUGAUAUGUUUAUGCUCUUUAGCAAAAGGGCCUCGAGAUGGGGAAUAUCUUGCCUUCAGUGAUUCCGACCGUGCAGAAUGGCUCACACUACUGCGAGGAAUCCGAUCUAUAACUGAAGUGUCGCGAGACGUGUUCUAUAUAGAUCCAGUCUCCAGCCCUGGGUCGGAAACUAGAGAGAGAUUACUCCAAGACGAACCGCAGUUACGUCACGAAAACACCUGGCCUGAAUGGAAAGGGAGGCUCAAGGAGUGUGAGCAAUUGAUUGAGACGGAAUAUACUGCUGGUGGUGGUAUUCAGCAUGCCGUUUACGUACACGUUCUCACUUGUCUGACAAACGCCUUCCAUCAUGUUUACGGAAAGAUAGAUAACAGCAGGGGCGAGCGAUGUGCCAAAACAUUCCAGUGGCUUUAUCAACUGCCGGAUGAGUUUGUGUUUGAUCUUCAACAACGAAAAUGGCCUGCCUUGCUUCUGCUAUCCCACUUCCUCGUUUUGCUGCAACAGUUGAAUUCUUACUGGUUUGUAAAGGGUUGGCCUGAACAUGUAAUGGGCGAAAUCUACCGGUCCUUCAAUGAGCAACAACGGGUCUGGCUGCAGUGGCCAGCCAACCAGAUUGGAUGGUAUCCGCCAAGUGCGGUGGACGAUGCUUAG
Molecule: messenger RNA, 1284 nt
Organism: Aspergillus oryzae RIB40
Lineage: Eukaryota; Fungi; Ascomycota; Eurotiomycetes; Eurotiales; Aspergillaceae
Exons: 2
Coding region: 1-1284 (427 amino acids)
Biological process (GO): regulation of transcription by RNA polymerase II
Molecular function (GO): DNA-binding transcription activator activity, RNA polymerase II-specific
Source: RefSeq, a predicted model, not a curated record